Messenger RNA from Nerophis ophidion (straightnose pipefish), 3439 nucleotides. RefSeq names its product elongator acetyltransferase complex subunit 2 (gene elp2). Lineage: Eukaryota; Metazoa; Chordata; Actinopteri; Syngnathiformes; Syngnathidae. Gene Ontology annotation, biological process: tRNA wobble uridine modification. Gene Ontology annotation, cellular component: elongator holoenzyme complex. The transcript is spliced from 21 exons. The record is from RefSeq and is a predicted model, not a curated record. Bases 37 to 2568 code for a protein of 843 amino acids. Gene Ontology annotation, molecular function: protein binding.
GACGCCUUUUCUUUUUUUCAAAAACAUGUUGUCAAGAUGGCGGCGGCAAGAAUCCAAACAUGUCAUGUCGCCUGCUCCGCCAACAGGACGCCUAAUGUGGUGUCUUGGAGCCGGGGAGGGACCAUUGCCUUCGGGACGUGCAACUCGGUGGCGUUGUACGACCCCCAGGAAAGAAGAGUAGUUUGCACGUUGAAUGGACACACACUCCGAGUUAAUGCAGUCCGGUGGGUCCAUAGAGAUGAUUGUGCUCCUGAGAGUCACCUGAUCUCAGGAGGCUCAGACUGCCGUCUCAUCGUCUGGGCCGCACAAAAUGGAAAGUUUGUGCAGUGGAUGGAGUGUAAAGGUCACACGGGUCCAGUUUGUGCCGUGGACGCGCGCUACACGGACAUGGACGCACACAUCCUGGUGGCGUCGGCGGCAUCGGAUUCCACUGUCAGACUGUGGCUCUGUGACGCCAAACAGGCGGAGUGCCUCCACACGCUGUCAUUUGGCAGCGGCUUCAUGAUGGAUGUCUCCCUGGCCCUGCUGCCAGGCACUAAAGUUCCUGUGUUGGCCUGUGGGGGCGACGACUCUCAGGUACACCUGUACGUGCAGUCACGCGAGCAGCUGCAGAGAGUCAUGACGCUGCAGGGACACGAGGACUGGGUUCGAGGCGUCGCGUGGGCAUCUGUAGGUGGCGAUCUGCUGUUGGCCAGCUGCUCGCAGGACUGUCUCAUCCGAGUGUGGCGGCUUUGCGCCAAGUCCGGGAAGGGUGCCCGCAACGCCGGCGAGGAGGAGGACGGCGGCGGCGGCGUCAUCAAAAUGAAAGAGGACAUUUUUCAAGUGCAGGAGGAGGAGAGAGAUGUGUCCUCGGUCUUCGCGGUGUCUCUGGAGACAAUCCUGGCAGGACACGAGAACCGGGUGUACGGCGUCCACUGGCAGCCUCCUUCCUACACGGGCGGCCGGCUGCAACAACCGCUCCGGCUGCUCUCCGCCUCCAUGGACAAAACCAUGAUCCUGUGGGCUCCAGAGGAGGGGUCCGGCGUGUGGGUGGAGCAGGUGCGUGUGGGCGAGGUCGGCGGCAACACGCUGGGCUUCUACGGCUGCCAGAUGAGUCCAGACGGGGCGCAGAUCCUGGCUCACGCCUUCCACGGAGCGCUCCACCUGUGGUGCAAGGACCAGCAGGAAGACGGAGAGUGGAGGCCUGGCGUGGUCAUAUCGGGUCACUUUAAUGCAGUCCAGGACCUGAGCUGGGACCCCGAGGGGGAAUUCAUCCUCAGCGUGGGCUCGGACCAGACCACCAGACUCUUCACGCCGUGGAGGAGGGACAGCAAGCAGGCCACCUGGCACGAGAUCUCGCGUCCGCAGAUCCACGGCUACGACAUGCAGUGCCUGGCUAUGGUGGGGAGGUUCCGCUUCGUGUCCGGUGCCGACGAAAAGGUCCUGCGGGUCUUCCAGGCGCCGCGUAAUUUCGUGGAGAACUUUGCCAACAUCUCUGGGAGGUCCAAGGAGCAGCUGUUGGCAUCCAGCGACUGUGCGGGCCUGCCUGAAGGAGCCAGCACACCCGCUCUGGGCUUGUCUAACAAGGCCGUCUUUCAAGGUGCAGAAAAGAAACCGUUCAUGUGCUCCGUCAACCCGGCCACGUCUGACCAAAAGGCCUUUUUUCAAACUGCAGGGGACUUGUCGUCCGGAGCCGGAGGAGACCAGCAGCACUUCAAAAGCGUCUCCGAGCAGUACCAGGAGUCCUACUUCCAACCCAUCGACAUGACCGAACCUCCACCAGAAGAUCACCUGCUCCAGAACACGCUUUGGCCCGAGGUCCAGAAACUGUACGGCCACGGCUUCGAGAUGUUCUGCCUGGCGUCCGACAGCGCCAGGACGGUGGUGGCGUCGGCGUGCAAGGCGUCCAAGGCGGAGCACGCCUCCGUGCUGCUGUGGAGCGCCACCACCUGGCGCCGGCUGCAGGCGCUGGCAUGCCACGCCCUCACCGUCACCCAGAUGUCCUUCUCCCCGGACUCCCUGCUCCUGCUGGCCGUCUCCAGGGACCGCACCUGGUCGCUGUGGCGCCGCAGGGACCUCGCCUCAGACUUCCUGCUGCAGGCGCAGACCCACGCCCACACCGCCGUGCACACCCGCAUCAUCUGGUCGUGUGACUGGACCCACGACAGUCGCUACUUUGCCACCUCCAGUCGGGACAAGAAGGUGAUAGUGUGGGGACCGUGUACCUUGGAGCACAUCAAGCCCUGCUCCUCCAUCCUGGAUGUGGGCCACUCUGCCACCGCGGUCGCCUUCUGCCCUCAAACCUGCUCUUACAACAUGUAUGUGGCUGCGGUGGGUUUGGACUGUGGGAAGAUCGUGUUGUACGGCUGGUCACCUGACCCACCACAGGACUGGAUCACCCUCGGACAAACAGACGCCUCACAAAGUCACAGUCUGGCGGUGAAGAGGUUGAGAUGGCGGCCUGCAGUGCAAAAGGAGCAAGAAGGAGAAGAAGAAGAAGAGGAGGAGUCGGGGUCACGUGUCCAACUGGCGAGCGGCGGCAUGGACCACGCCCUCAAGAUCUUCCACAUCCACCUCAAGUCCCUCUAGCGCCACCCUGUGUCCACCUUCACUUGUGGCACAAUAAACACUUCUACUUCUCACUUCUACUUCGCCUCUUAAAUCACCAAAUUACAGAACAUAACAUCUAUUGUAUGUCUGAGGGGCCUUGAACGCACCAAAUGUGAUGACAUCAUGUCCCCCUGUCGGGACUCUUUAUUAGGGACACCUGCCAAUCACAAUACAUAGUCAAUAAAUACACACCAGGGACAUUCAACAAAGAAUGUCAGCCAUCUGUAAACUUAAAAGGAUUAUACUUCCUGUUUGCUACACUACCACAUCUUUCACAUCCAAACCUCAGAUCCAUCAUUCCACUAGAAAAAACAUGAUAGUCCAGGAUAUCAGCAAUACAUCAUCCCACUAUCAUCAGGGCGCAGGUACGCAACUACAACAUUCCGGAGGGACCGCCUCGGGAAAAGCCUUCUCUAAACAGCGACCUUGUGUUGGUCAUGUAUGAUGUCUUUUUUUAGUUUUGUUCCUUAUGUGGAAUGUCUAUUCUUCAAAUGCGACUCAGUAUUCUUCUUCCUCCAAACACCACCAGUUGAGUUUAUACCAAAAAGUUCUAUUUUGGUUUCAUCUGACCACAUGACAUUCUCCCAAUCCUCUGCUGUAUCAUCCAUGUAUCCAUUUUGGUGUAAACUCAACUCGUGGUGUUUGGAGGAAGAAGAAUACUGAGUUGCAUCCCAAGAACACCAUACCUACUGUGAAGCAUGGGGGUGGAAACAUCAUGCUUUGGGGCUGUUUUUCUGCUAAGGGGACAGGACGAUUGAUCCGUGUUAAGGAAAGAAUGAAUGGGGCCAUGUAUCGUGAGAUUUGGAUUUUCCACCAUCAUUUACAAAUAAAUUAUUUAAAAUUCCUACAA